Brassica napus (rape) is the source of this 5068-nucleotide messenger RNA. Its product is annotated as receptor-like protein 53. Gene Ontology annotation, molecular function: protein binding. The record is from RefSeq and is a predicted model, not a curated record. The transcript is spliced from 2 exons. NCBI's taxonomy places the organism in Eukaryota, Viridiplantae, Streptophyta, Magnoliopsida, Brassicales, Brassicaceae. Bases 1199 to 3937 code for a protein of 912 amino acids.
UUCUCGUCCAGCUAGCUUGAUAUUUUUGCUCAUUUUUUUUUUUUGAUAACUAUGGUAUCUGGGCAGCCACAGUCCCAACUAUCCCCCGUAGGGGGUCCAGCGCUCCAGCGGAAGGGAUGUUAAAUCCGCUGUGGCCGGGGCUCGAAGUCGGGCACCUCAGCCGAGGUUCUUUUACCACCAGACCACGAGGCCCGGUUAAAAACUGUUGUGGGUAAACUUUUUAUAUUGACUGACCCCACCCCGAAAGGCCCCGCAUCUAGGAAAACCCCUUAGGAUUUUUUUGGAGAGGUUUCAGUACCACCCCGCCGACAGAGUGUCGAACCCGCGACCUCUGGCAGUCGUGUGUGAGAAUCCCUUCAGUACUGCCGCUAGGCCACCUGAAGUAUCUCAAAACUGUUGUGGGUAAACUUUUUAUAGUGACUGACCCCACCCCGAAAGACCCCGCAUCCAGGAAAACCCCUUAGAAUUUUGUUGGAGAGGUUUCAGUACCACCCCGCCGACAGAGUGUCGAACCCGCGACCUCUGGCAGUCGUGUGUGAGAAUCCCUUCAGUACUGCCGCUAGGCCACCUGAAGUAUCUCCAAGUGAUUGAUUCUUAGUGAAGGGUUGAUCCUUUUGUCAUGUUUGCAUAUAUUUCUCAUUUUUGAAGUCAUGAGGAAUAAACCAAAAAUAAAAAUAAGACCGCUGGCCGUUGAUUUUUCUUGGAAAGGUUGAUGUUUGUUUUCUUCUUAUUAGUAUAAGAGAUUCAUUCUUAUUUUGAAAUUCUAUCAAAAUUAAACUAGUGUAGCAGUUAAAUUAGUUUUUUUUUAUUAAAGCUAGGAAUGUCAUAUUGUCAUAAAAUCUUGACUUUUUUAAAUUAUAAGUAAAAAAGAUAAAACAUUCAUUUACUAUCAAAUCGAAAGACUAUAAUAUAUGCAAUGCAUGGGUCUUAGUAUAUGCAAUAUGCAUGGGUCUCGUAAACAUUAGUUUGAAUCCAAAUAUAAACCUAAGCAAAUUAAGACUUCAUAAUUAACGUCUUCUUUGGUGUAGACAAUUUUUUUUUUGAAAAUUCAUGUAAUUAGUGUAGGGGACCAAUAUGUGUGGAAAUUUGACUAUCCGACACAAAGAUUUUGCCUUCGACGUGAUGAAUAUUGGAUUUAUCUCUGUGGAUAUUUUUUUGUGUGGAAUAAAAACGAAGUCUAUUAUUGCGCUAUAAAGAGAUGGGCAUGGAAGCAUGUUACUCAUCACCAAUUUCCCUUUUCAUUUCAAAGUUAAAUAAGCUUAAAAGAAGAAUGAAAGGCUUUUGGAACAUAACGAGUACCUUUUCUCUUACUCUUUCUAUACUUCUCUUACUCGGCUACAGUUAUGAGGACGUGUCUGCGGUUCCAACUAGGCACUUGUGUCGUCCGGAACAAAGGGAUGCACUUCUCCAAUUCAAGACCGAGUUCGAGGUUCUAAACUCUUCCUUUUCUUCUUAUAAUUGUUAUAUCAAUGAUGAUAUACUAGUGUCUCAUCGGAAGACGGACUCAUGGGCGAAUAACAGCGACUGCUGUAAUUGGGAGGGUAUCACGUGCGAUGCCAAAUCCGGUGAAGUGAUCGAGCUAGACCUUAGUUGCAGCAACCUACGUGGCACGUUUCGUUCCAAUAGCAGUCUGCAAAACCUUCAUUCUCUAACCACCCUAAACCUUUCACUUAAUGAUUUUAGUGGUCAAAUCAUGUCUUCAAUUGGAAACCUUUCUCAUCUCACCUCUCUCGACCUUUCACUAAAUGGUUUCAGCGAGUUCAUUCCUUCUUCGAUAGUAGAUCUUUAUUAUCUCACCUCUAUCGAUCUUUCUCAAAAUCGUUUUUCGGGUCAGAUUCCAUCUGCGAUUGGAAAUCUUUCUCAUCUCACCAAUCUUGAGCUUCGUUCGAAUCAGAUUUCGGGCAAGAUUCCAUCUUCUAUUGGAAAUCUUUAUAACCUCGCUUAUCUUCGCCUUUCUGGGAACAAUAUUGUUGGAGAAAUCCCAUCUUCUUUUGGCAAUCUAAACAAGUUGACCAGCUUAGAUGUUGCUGUAAAUUGGCUCAAUGGAAGCUUUCCCAUUGCACUACUGAAUUUGACAGAGUUGUCAUCUUUGCUACUCUAUUACAAUCAGUUCACAGGAACAAUUCCUCCUAACAUCACUUCGCUAUCCAAAUUGACGACCUUUGAUGCAAGAAACAACGCUUUCACUGGGACCCUGCCUUCUUCCCUCUUAACCCUUCCUUCUAUGGAUAGUGUUGAUUUGUUUGAUAACCAACUCAACGGUAAUCUUGAACUUGGGAAUAUAUCUUCACCAUCUAAGCUACGAGAGUUAGACGUUGGCAGAAACAACUUGAGAGGGCCAAUCCCGGCCACGAUAUCAAAAUUUACAAACCUUGUCCGACUUGACCUUUCCCACUACAAGACACAAGGUCCGAUUGAUUUUAGUAUCUUCUCGCAUCUCAAGAGGCUGGAAGAUCUUGACCUAUCCUAUUUGAACACGACCACUACCAUUGACUUGAAUGAUAUCUUGUCAUAUUUUAAGAGACUCAGUUGGUUGGUUCUCUCAGGCAACCAUGUUUCAGCCACAAACAAGAGUCCAGUCUCAGAUCCCCCUUUGCUGCAUUAUUUGGAAUUGUCAGGCUGCGGUAUCAACGAGUUUCCAGAGUUUGUAAGAAACCAAAAUAUGUCAUUUAUAGACAUUUCCAACAAUAAAAUCAAAGGACAAGUGCCCGGCUGGUUGUGGACGAAGCUACCGAAUCUGUCUUACCUGGAUCUUUCCAACAACAAUUUCACUGGCUUCGAAAAACCAACAACAGUUUUAGUUUCAGGGCUAUAUAGCAUAACCGUGCUUGCCUCAGACAACAAUUUCACGGGAAAGAUUCCUUCUUUCAUAUGUGAUUUGCGCUCUGUAUACAUUCUUGAUUUAUCAAACAACAACUUCAGUGGUUUAAUCCCUCGUUGUCUGGGUAAUCUCAAGCUUUCUCUUUUAUACCUAAACCUUCGUCAGAAUCGUCUUCAUGGAGGUCUUCCGGAGAAUAUAUUUGAAAGCUUAAUAACGCUUGACGUCGGUCAUAACCAACUGACUGGAAAGCUUCCAAGAACUUUGAUUCAUUCCCCUUAUCUUGAAGUUCUGAACGUGGAAAGCAACUUUAUCAAUGAUACGUUUCCGUUGUGGUUGAGUUCUCUACUACAACUAAAAAUUCUUGUGUUACGCUCCAAUGCUUUCCAUGGACCGGUACAUCAAACUUCGUUCCCUGAGUUGCAAAUCAUCGACAUAUCGCACAACCACUUCAAUGGAGCUUUGCCAUCAGACUACUUUGUGAAGUGGAGUGCUAUGUCGUUACUUGGGACUGUUUCUUAUGAUCAGCGGGAUGAUAUGUACAUGGGAUAUUACUAUUACCAUGAUUCAAUGGUGUUGAUGAAUAAAGGUUUAGGGAUGGAAUAUCAACGUAUCCUAAAAACUUUGAGAGCACUCGACUUUUCAGGGAACAAAUUUGAAGGAGAGAUCCCAAGCUCCAUCGGUCUAUUGAAAGAGCUUCUUGUGCUCAGCUUGUCGAACAAUGCUUUCACUGGCCACAUCCCUUCAUCUAUGGGAGACCUGACAGCUCUUGAGUCAUUGGACGUUUCCCAAAACCAGCUUUCAGGAGAAAUUCCCCAAGAGCUAGGGAGCCUCUCAUUCCUUUCAUACAUGAACUUCUCUCAUAACAAGCUUACAGGUCUAGUACCAGGAGGCACUCAGUUUCUAAGGCUGAACUGCACUUCCUUUGACGGUAAUCCGGGACUUUCUGGCCCUUCUCUUGAAGAAAUUUGCAGAGAUAUUCACACGCCAACACCGCAUGAAACGCCCCAUUUAGAGGAAGAAGAAGAGGAAGAGGUGUUGAGUUGGAUAGCAGCUGUCAUAGGAGUCAUACCUGGUUUUGCCUUUGGUUGGGUGAUUGAUCAUAUGAUGAACAAGUAAUAUAGAAUCAAGAGUAAAUGCUCAAAGUUAUGGUUCCAAAUCAACAAUCUGAAACCUCAGAAGCUAAAGUUUCAAUCUAUAAAAGCACAUAAAAAUGAAAACUUUACCAUAUAUUCACAAUCGCUUAGCAGAAACAGAGACCAAGAAAGUUUAUAUCUUUACCUGAAGCAGCAGCUCAACGUUUACCAAGCUUGGAUCUUUCAAGCUCCAUCUGCAUAUCCAUCAGCAUGUUCAUCCGUUGCAACUCAAGCUCCUUCGCAGCUUCCAUCCUCUGCUUCUCCAGCUCAACCAUCAUCCUCUGCUUCGACCCUCUCGUACACCUCCCCCAACUUCAAAAUCGCCCUCGCCAGCUCCCUACACGACGACCCUUCCCCUCCACUCUGAUCCACAUCCUCCACUCUCCGAUGCUUCCUCACCACAAACCCCCAAUCAGAGGAAGAAGAAGAGGAAGAGGAAGAGGAGUUGUAAUAGGAGUCAUACCUGGUUUUGCCUUUGGUUGGGUGAUUGGAUACAUAUUUGUUCAUGAAUCCUUUUGUCCGAAACAAACGCGGACGCAGCAGUACAACAACUCAUUAAAGAGUUAAUAUUCCAGAGUUUUAAAUCAACUUGUUAUUACCAAACAUUGGAAGAAACAAACUUGUGCAAACUGGUACAACGCCUGCUCUCUAGUUGUGUUAUUCUUCAUAUACAGCAAGCCAAUACAGAUUCGUUACACUAACUCUCUGACCAUACAACCUCAAGAGCUGUAAACUGUGUCUACCGGUGAAAUGUUUUUGAAGGGGAAUUGUAUCGAGAAGGCGAGGAAGAUAAAAGGCUGACAAAUAUGGAAGACUGGGAUUGGGAAAAGAGUUGACAGGGUUCUGUGAAGUUAAAUGGAGUGAAGACUGGUGAGUCAUUUAAGCUGGAACCCAUCAAGGAAGAAGGGCUCUGCUCCAAAGUUUGAAAUUCUUAAGUACUUUGCCUUCUAUUAUAUCUACUCGCUAUGUAUUUUUUUUUUUGGCUGUAAUGUAUCGUGCAAGGCUUUAGAAGUUUGGGAUGAACAAAGCAAAACAGUUACAACAAUGUUGUUCAUUAGAAGUUCAUUGGGAUUGUAAACAAUUUGUUGACCUCAUCAAAAGAUUCUUAGGUCCA